AUGAGAAAGAACCAAAACCAUCCCAACCCUAGCUCCGAGGAUCACAUGGAGACUCGGGGAACUGAUACUUUAAAAGUAGGAACUGAUUCUCUGAGAGAAGGAGCUGAUAAUCUGGGAAAAGGAACUGAUACUUUGAUAGAAGGAACUGAUUCUCUGAGAGAAGGAGCUGAUAAUCUGGGAGAAGGAACUAAUACAUUGAUAGAACGAACUGAUACUUUGAUAAAAGGAACUGAUACUCUGGGAGGAGGAACUGAUAAUCUUGGAAAAGGAACUGAUACUCUGGAAAAAGGAACUGAUAGUCUGGGAGAAGGAACUGAUACUAUGGGAGAUGAUACUGAUACUAUGGGAGAAGGAACUGAUACUAUGGGAGAAGGAACUGAUACUAUGGGAAAAGGAACUGACACUCUGGGAGAAGGAACUGAUACUCUGGGAGAAGGAACUGAUACUCUGGGAGAAGGAAUUGGGAACUGA
Eurytemora carolleeae is the source of this 471-nucleotide messenger RNA. RefSeq lists its product as uncharacterized. The record is from RefSeq and is a predicted model, not a curated record. Lineage: Eukaryota; Metazoa; Arthropoda; Copepoda; Calanoida; Temoridae. Bases 1 to 471 code for a protein of 156 amino acids. The transcript has 3 exons.